AGAACUUAGCAGUUGUCUCGGGUUUCACUUUCCUUUCCUCUUGUUGCUGUUCUCGGGGGUCAGCACAGAAUGGCUUCUCGAGGCCUUCAGAAGCUGGAGGAGAAACUAGAAUGCUGCAUUUGUUUGGAGAUUUUUACCACCCCAGUGACUGUGCCCUGUGGGCAUAGUUUCUGUGAGAAGUGCAUCGAUAGCCACUGGAACAGAAAUGAACAAGAGUCUGUUGUGGGCCAAAUGGUCUACACUUGCCCUGAGUGCCGCAAAAGCUUCCAAGAGAGGCCAGCACUCAGCAAGACUGUUCAGCUUGACAGUCUGGUAGAGCUUCUCACACAGAAAGAAGUGCAGGAAUCUGGGACAGAGCAGACGGCCCCUGCUCAAGUCAGGACAUGCCCAAGGCACAACCGGCCCUUGGAUCUCUACUGUAAGACUGAGAAGCGGGCCAUCUGCUGUGUCUGCUCGGUGAAGGAGUGCCAGCACCACGAGAGGGCCCUCUUUGAAGAUGAGCGGAAAGUGCAAGAAGAAUCUGUGAAAGGAACACUGGUGAAAAUGCGAAAGGAGACAGAAACUCUUAGAGAAGCAAUCCAGAAACUGGAGCAGCAGACAGAUGACAUCAAGGGCUCCUCGGAGAAGCUGAAAUCCGGAGUUUUGCAGAAGUUUACUCAUCUCAUGGAAGCCCUGAAGGAAUACCAAAGGAAGACGGUGGAGAGAAUUGAAAGCGAGCAGGCAGCUGUGCUUGGCCAAAUGGAAGAAAACUGGGAUCAGCUACAGCACCAACUGGAUGCUCUUACUCGGCGCAGCAAGGAGGCUGAAGCUUUGCUGGCCUGCACCAAUGACAUAAAGUUUCUGGAGGAACUACAUCUUCUUCCUCCUCUUGGCAACUUAGAAGUUCCUCCACCAGUUGAAUUUAAUUUGUCCAGCAAUGUGGAUGCCAUCACUGAAUUCUUCAAUGAGGUCUCUGGGCUUUUGCAAGAGGCUCAGUUCAAUUCCUUGAAACCACGAAUGGCUGACACAAAAAUCUCACUGGAGCCAAAGGUGAUUGUAAGGAGGGCUGGACCAUGUCUCCCAGAGAAUGAGUUAAGAAUGCGUUUUUUGAAGGAUCAGCAGAAUUUGACCUUUGAUCCAACCACAGCUAACCAAUACCUGCAGUUCUCUGAUCACAACCGGAAGGCCAAUCACUCUCAACAUUUUCAUGGAACAAGGCUAAACGACCCACAAAGGUUUGAGCCAUGGCAAGUCAUGUGUGUCCAGAACUUCAGCCAGGGCAGUUACUACUGGGAAGUCAAGUUGUCUAGCCAUUCUGCUGUUGUUGGUGUAGCUUAUGAAAGGUUCUCAAGGAAGAAGCCGGCUGGUUGCAGAUUCACCGUUGGGCUGAAUAAGUUCUCCUGGGGCCUGCAUGUCCAAGAAGACUGCUAUAUGGCUUGGCACAAGGCAGAAUCCAUUAAGAUAAAAAAGCCUUUAUGUAAAUUCAUUGGAGUGCGUUUGGAUUAUGACCAAGGAGUCCUAUCCUUUUAUGGCAUUGAUGACAAUAUGGAACCCCUCCACACUUUCAACACUAUCUUCACAGAACCCCUUAUCCCAGUUUUUUGGCUUUGUGAAGGCAUAGCUGUGACCCUCUGUCAAAAGCCACCAGGCCAAGUUAGAAUUGAUGGGAUGUCUCCUGACUUGCAGGCAGCUGCCACCAGCACAGUGGACAAACAAUGAGAUAGCUCUGAAACAAUGAGGGCAAGUCUGUUGAGAUUUCAAAAUACAUGUUUGCGCAGAGCUGUGAAUGUACUUCAUACUAAUCUUUCCCAAUAAGAUGCAAGCUCCCACUUCUCCCAACUGAAAGUGGGGCUAGUGUGCAAGAGGAAUUAAAACUUGGAGAAGAUUUUAAUUUGGCACUUGGGCACAGAACUGUGUCUAUCUGGGCCACUCACUGCUUAGUGUGCACCCCGGUGCAGAAUAUGGCUUCCUGACAAUCUAAGCUCACAUUUAAAAACUAAGCUGGAAGUGAAGGCCCAGAAAGCAGAAUAAGCAAAGUUUUUAAUAUUUCAUCGUAGUUAAGCAACAUUAUAGUGUGGGGGGCGGGGAGAGAAUUGGAAGUGGUCAGAACAAAAUUGAUUGUAAAAAAUUAAUUAAAAAUAUUUUAAAAUGUCAGAA
Molecule: messenger RNA, 2136 nt
Organism: Rhineura floridana
Lineage: Eukaryota; Metazoa; Chordata; Lepidosauria; Squamata; Rhineuridae
Gene: TRIM65
Product: tripartite motif containing 65
Exons: 6
Coding region: 70-1698 (542 amino acids)
Molecular function (GO): zinc ion binding; protein binding
Source: RefSeq, a predicted model, not a curated record